Messenger RNA from Vitrella brassicaformis, 2322 nucleotides. NCBI's taxonomy places the organism in Eukaryota, Vitrellaceae. The record is from the annotation of a GenBank genome assembly.
AACGAAGCGAACCAUGCGGAGGCGUCUUCCUGCCAUCGUACUGUCCAUUCCAGCACGCAGACCACCAUCCCGAUGUGCGCUAGUCCACCGCCGCAGCGCAUCGUCAGCAUCAUCGUCGCUGCUGGCAUCGUCCCGUGUGCGUCACAAUGUGUGGCAGCCACCGAGCAAGGAGCUGCGUAAGCCCGACCCAGAGCCGCCCGAGCACCCACCACUCAAAGAAGAUGUCAUGGUGCGCUUCGCGAGAGAGAGAUCUAUGCGUCCACACAUAGAUCUGCACCAUUGUUCAUCAGCUGGCAUCUGUGUGUGUCCGUGUCAGUUCACAUGGAAGGGCGCUUUGUUUCUGUCGGCCGUGACGGCGUGAGUGAGAGAUGCAGGCAGGCUCGUAAUGGUUGCGAUAUCUUCUGUGUGUGCGUGCGUGUGUGUGUGUGUGUGUGUGCAGUGGUGGUGUGGCGAUCUUCCUGUUUGAGAGGCAGCGGGUCAUGACGCGCAGACGAGGUGAGAAGACGCUCACACUCACCCGACGGACCAUCUCACCUGUUGUCUGCGUUGUGUGGUUGUGUCUGGUCAGUCCAAGUGGAGGAGUCGAAAAUCGGCAAGCCGAAACUGGGUCGGUGAGCAGCACUCACUGCAGUGCACCGCGCCAAGCCGACUGCUUCUCAUGUUUAAGUGUCCGUGCAGGUGGUCCGUGGACUUUGUACGACCGUGAGGGCCGCAUCGUGUCGGACAGCGACCUCCGGGGCAAAUACCAGCUCAUCUACUUCGGUCAGCCAGCCCCGGCUGGCGUGGCAGCCAAUGCAAACCAACAACACAUCAUGCGCCAAACAAUGAAUGGGCUCUCUCUUUCUCCAAUUCUGUGUGUCUGUGUGUAUAGGUUUCACCUUUUGCCCCGACAUCUGCCCGCAGGAACUGGAGAAACAGGCGGCCGUCAUCGAGAAGCUCGGUGGGCAUGUAGUGUGUAAAUGAGUGUAUGAGGCACAUGUAGCACAUCUCCAUCGUUGUGUUGUGUUGUGUGUGCAGAUGCCAAGUUUGGCGAGGUCGUGCAGCCGGUCUAUGUCUCUGGUACGUUCACGUGGAGCGAACGGCAACGCGCAUACACACACUAUACAUGUAUCGUCAUCCAUUCCGUCGAUCAGUCGACCCUGGCCGCGACACAUGCGCGCAAGUGGACGCUUACUGCAGGGGUAGGGUACCUACCACAACACAUCACCCAACCACACACACAAGUGUGCGCGUGUGUGUGUGCGUAGAGUUCCACCCGCGCCUGAUUGGUCUGACGGGGACGCCCGCACAGAUCAAGAACAUAUCGAAGGCUUUCCGGGUCUACUACAAUGAAGUCAGCUGAGCAAUACACACCACGCGGACCAAGCCGAGCGGACACACAUCAGUAUGAUGGAUGUGUCUGUCUGCACGUUAUCUAUCAGGGCAUCCGCACUGACGAGGAGGACUACCUUGUGGACCACUCUAUCAUUCAGUACCUGAUGGGCAAGGGAGGGAAGUUCAAAGAGUUCUUCGGAAAGAACCUUACAGUGCAGGAGAUGGUCGGCAGCACACCCACACAAACACGCACACACGCAUCCACACCACCAACUCGUGUAUGUGUGUGUGUGUGUGUGUGUGUGGUCAGGCCGAUAAGAUCUCCGACAUCAUCAAGAGCGACCAGGAUCGGGAAAGGCGGAAACGAAGUCAGUCAGCCCGCCAGCCAGCCAGCCAGCACACACACACCCCUCCUGCACACAAGGUCUGUUCUUUCAUGUCGUGUGUGGCGUGCGUCCGUGUGUCUGUGUGUGUUCAUUCAUUCAUUCAGAGGGCCGCACACAGGAGAUCGACGACGACGACGAUUGACCGAGGAGUGGGUGGCUGUGAGCGGCCAUCCAUCCAUCCACUCAUCCUUCCACAUGUAUGGGGUUUUUGGUGUGUGUAUGGGAUGGGGGGACACUACACUCGCUGGCCACCCGCAUGUGUCUGCCGAAGGCGGUGAAUGAGGAUGGCCUGCCGGUGCAAAGGUGUGAUUGAUGUGAAAAGGGGAUGGGGAGGGGGGAGGGAGACCAGAAAGGGAUGUUCUUUGCAUGGGAGGGUGUGGUGUGAUGUCUGCCAAUAUUGCUGCAUGGUGGUGUCUCGUACUCGCGUUCAACCUUGCCCACUUGCCUGUCAUCAGCAGACGAGUGGGCAGGGUGGCAUGCGACUACACAUACACCGCUGGUACCACAGCGGACACAUGUACAUGGGAAUGGAUUGGAUUAGCAGCUGCACGUGUGCAAGAUGACUCAGAAGAUGUCCAUCACUGUGUUUGACUUGACCGCAUGGGAUGCAGCCAGCAGGUCU